AUGAUCAAUAUCUUCUUGCUUGCUCUGGCCGUUUUCGGCCUGCUGUACAUUUUUUUAACGGCCGGGAAAAGAGCCAAAAAUCUCCCUCCAGGACCCCCAACAUUGCCAGUCCUCGGAAACCUUCACCAAAUUCCAAGGAAAGGGUCUUACUUGAAAUUCACCGAAUGGGCCAGGAAAUAUGGAGGCAUAUAUUCGCUGAAACUGGGCACCGCUACGGCGGUCGUCGUCACUGAUCGCCGUAUCAUCAAAGAGCUCGUGGACAAGAAAAGUGCCAAAUACAGUAACCGGCCGCAUUCCUAUGUCUCUCACGAUCUCAUGACAUCUGGAGACCACCUCUUGGUAAUGCAAUACGGCCAACAGUGGCGGUCAUUUCGAAAAAUAAUUCACCAACAUUUUAUGGAGUCCAUGGUUGAAAAGAAUCACAUUGAGGUCCAGAAUGCUGAAGCGGUGCAAAUGCUCCGUGACAUGUGUUUGCGUCCCGACCAGCAUAUGCGUCACCCCAAACGAUUCAGCAACAGCAUAAUUAUGAGCUUAGUAUACGGAUUGCGGACCCCCUCGGUAGAUACUCACCACAUGACUCGUCUUUAUGAUAUGAUGGAGAACUGGUCUCAAUUGAUGGAGCCCGGCGCCACCCCUCCUGUUGAUAUUUAUCCGUUUCUUCACUAUGUGCCUCAAAGGAUCUUUGGCAACUGGAUAACAAGAUCCAAGAACGUGGGCGACGAGAUGAAUGGGCUAUAUGCCAGUGUUCUUGAUCGUGUUAAAGAGCGUCGAAAGCUGAAGGGAAGAAGAGAAUCGCUCAUGGACUCCCUGCUAGACCAAGCCGAAAAAGUCAAUUUGAACCGCCAUCAACUCUACUUUCUCGGUGGCGUGUUGAUGGAGGGAGGAUCAGAUACGACAAGCUCACUUAUUCUUGCGUUUAUACAUGCUAUGACCAAAUGGAGCAAUGUCCUGCGGACUGCGCAGGAGGAAAUCGACAGCGUUAUCAGCGAUGAUCGCACCCCUAUCUGGUCAGACUAUUCCCAGCUACCCUAUGUGGCGACCAUCGUGAAAGAGGUACAGAGAUGGCGGCCCGUCGUGCCUCUGGCCUUUCCUCAUGCUGCCGCUGAAGAUGAUUGGGUCGACGGCUACUUCAUUCCCAAAGGUACAACGGUUAUCAUAAAUUCCUGGGGCAUGCACCAUGAUGAAAAACGCUACCGAAACCCCGAUAGUUUCGAUCCUGAUCACUACAAAGGCCAGACCACGCUUGCACCCGAGCUCGCAGCUGCAGCGGACUAUGAAAGUCGUGAUCACUAUGGUUAUGGCUCUGGUCGUCGAAUAUGUCCCGGCAUCCAUCUGGCCGAACGAAACCUGUUCUUGGCGAUUGCUAAACUGAUCUGGGCGUUUUCUAUUGAGCCUGGCCAAGAUGAAAAGGACCAGCCAAUCGAGUCCGAUUUUAGCCCCGAGACUGGCUACAGCGAGGGAUUUCUGGUUUGCGCUAGAGACUUUCCUUGCGUGAUCAAGCCGAGAUCAGAAGCCCGGCGAAUGACGAUAAUGAAGGAAUACGAAUCAGCCCAGCGAGAAACCUUCUCCCGAUUUGAUGCCUGA
Messenger RNA from Talaromyces rugulosus, 1584 nucleotides. RefSeq lists its product as uncharacterized. Gene Ontology annotation, molecular function: heme binding; monooxygenase activity; oxidoreductase activity, acting on paired donors, with incorporation or reduction of molecular oxygen. NCBI's taxonomy places the organism in Eukaryota, Fungi, Ascomycota, Eurotiomycetes, Eurotiales, Trichocomaceae. The record is from RefSeq and is a predicted model, not a curated record. Bases 1 to 1584 code for a protein of 527 amino acids. The transcript has 6 exons.